UGUAGCUGCAAGUAGUGUAGGCACUGGUUCAGGUGAUAGUGCAGCCUCAACCGCUGUAAUGGGCAGUCUGUGCUGCCAGCAAAGCCAGGGCCAAGGCUGAAGCUACGGCUAGGACUAAGUGUGAAUUGGUCCGAAAAGAAGAGCCACUGUUCAAGCUGCAGCUGGUCCUGUUCCUGGACAGUGGAGGAUAGCCUCAAUUCCACGAGGUCGUUGCAGCCUUCAGUCACAACGUGUCCCUCGUCCUGGUCUUCAUCAAGCUCAACGAGCGUCUGGAUGCUCUGUGCACCAAUGCCUUCACCGACGAGGAAGGAAAGUGGUUUACGGAGCAAUGCCCCUCACUGCUCACCAACGAGCAGAUGGUAGUCGAGUUUGUCCACACCAUGAUGUGCAAGCCCGUGGCCGGCAGCGAAGGCAUGCACACCAGGUUCAUAGUGAUCGGCACUCACAGGGAUCUGAUGCAUGAGUGCGAUGAAACCCUGAAGCAGAAGAACGAGAGGCUGGCCAGUCUGUUUCUACCGGCCCUGGAGGAAAACCUGGUCAUGAAUGGCGACGACAUCAUCUUUGCCGUCAACGCCGAGAAUCCCGACGAGAAUGACGACACGCUUCGAUCUGAUCCGCAAGAAAGUGGCGGACUUGAGUGGGGCCCUGGAUGUGGAUACCCCGAUAGCGUUCCUCGUGUUGCUGAACGACGUGAACUUGUACGCGGAAGAGCAGAGAAAGAAGGUAGUGAGCAUGGAGGAAUUCCAGGCCAUCGCUGGGAGGCUGAAGAUGGAGCGACAGAGUCUGGAGGCUGCCUUGUUUUCUUCAACCAUAUGAGCGUGUGGAUGUACGUGCCGUCGGUCCUCCCUGGUGCGGUGUUUGUCGACCCUCAGAUGCCACUGGACAGCAUAAAUCGAAUAGUCCAGUACAGCUUCCGGGUGGGGGGUGGUGCGAUUGCAGGGCUGGCUGCGAGCGAGUGUCGACUGUGGAAGGAAGGGGUGGUGAGCAGCGAGAUGCUGAAGGGAGAGGAGUUCCGUGGUUGCUUCGUGAGGGGUCUGUUUGAGGCAGGCGAUGCUCUGAAGCUGUUCGAGAAGCUUUACAUUGUAGCUCCUCUGAACGAGAGGGAGUUCAUAAUGCCUGCCAUGCUCCAGACGGUGGCAGAGAAGGAUAUGGAGCGAUAUGUGCCUGCCCCCAGUGAACACGUGUCCCCUCUCUUUCUCCACUUCCACAUGUCCCGCAUCGCUAAAGGUGUCUUCUGCUCCACCCAUACCUGCAUGCGCUCCAAGUAUGGGUGGACCACGGCUUAUGCCAUUGAGAAAAGAAAGAAAGUUAAAGUUCCAGCUUGUCUCUUCCGCAAUGCCGUGCGGUUGCAACAUCCAAAGAAGCCGUAUAAAAUCACGCUCGUUCAUGCAGUCACUCAUUUCGCUGUGUACCUGACUGCAUCGCAGGCCGACCUGCCCAGCAUCUGUCCAGAAAUCCGUGACAUGCUCAUGGAUGCAGUGGAUAGUGCAGCGAGUGCUUUCCACUUCAAGAAGUGGCGAGCCUCUGUAGCCUUCCAGUGCUCCUGCAGCCCAGACGAUGUGCACACAGCCACUCCAAAUGAAGCCCACUCCAACCUCAUCUGCUCAAUCACUGGGGACAUCAGUGAAGGUCCCCUCACUCCUGGUCAGAGGGUGUGGCUUGGACCACGAACUGCUCCAGCGGCCGAGUCAACUACAACUUCUCUCUCGACUAGUGAACCUGUGUCGUCUAUCACUGACCCUCCCUCCCCGUCCUCUCCGUCUUCCAGAAUGGAUGAAGGGCCGACACUUCCAGAGCUCCUCAGUUUCCCCACACACUCAGCAGGAGAACCGAUAAACAUCAUCACAAAAGUCGGAGUGAACUACGAGAUGUUGGGGACUCUGUUACUGGAGGACAACGAUGGGUCCAUCAUACCAACCAUCAGAUCUCAAUAUCAACUGGAUGCCGAUAGCAUCACCAUGGAGAUAAUGAGGCGCUGGCUGAGGGGGAAAGGGAAGCAGCCGGUGACUUGGAAAACUCUGACGGACUCUCUCAAGUCCAUUGGUCUCUCUCCCCUGGCCUCCUCCAUUGAACACUCUCUCACCAGUAGUUCAUAAUGAAUGUUCAUCAUGGUCUACCUUCCUUCUCCACUCCUCCCAAUUCCUCUCCCACUCUGUAUCAAUUUUGUAAGGGCACCCAGCGGUAGUCUUCAUCAUAACCAUCUCUCUCGUCUCCUCUUCUCUCUCUCUCUUCCACAUACCUUUCCCUGACAUAAUUACAUCACCACUUAUGUUUCAGUUUCAAUUUGUGAUAAUUGUGGUUUUCUCUUCUCCUGUCUUUUUACCACCCUGUAAAUUUUUAUUGCACACGUGACGUGACCAUAUGUUCUAUACUCACUUUCUUAUCUUCACUUCACUUGUUUUCUCACCCUCUCAUUUUCUUCUCAUUUUUGUACGGGCCAUUAUAAAGCAUGGCAUUAUUCGGUGAUUACUUUCUUGUACCAUCCUACUUUUCCUCUCUCUAUGACAUAAUGUGACGUAACCUUUAUUUUGGGCAUUCACUUUCUUGUUCUGUACUUUCUUCAGAGCUUCAUUUUUGUAUUUUGGUUAUUAGACUGGGUAUUAUGUUUUCUAGAAUGUGGCUAUGGUGGCCUGGAGUUUAUUACAGACGACGGA
Messenger RNA from Geodia barretti, 2654 nucleotides. Lineage: Eukaryota; Metazoa; Porifera; Demospongiae; Tetractinellida; Geodiidae. The record is from the annotation of a GenBank genome assembly.